This is a messenger RNA of Eptesicus fuscus (big brown bat), 2661 nucleotides long. RefSeq names its product zinc finger protein 839 (gene ZNF839). NCBI's taxonomy places the organism in Eukaryota, Metazoa, Chordata, Mammalia, Chiroptera, Vespertilionidae. Bases 46 to 1842 code for a protein of 598 amino acids. The record is from RefSeq and is a predicted model, not a curated record. The transcript is spliced from 8 exons.
CCCGUCUGAGCGGCGGCCCCGGUUCGAGUCCCCGCGUCGGCCGCCAUGGCGGGCUCCGAGCCGGGGCCCCCGGGCCGGAGCGGCGGCGCCUCGCGCCUGGCCCCGCUGGGCCCCGAUCAGCUGCGGCGGGUCCUGGAGCAGGUGGCCCAGGCGCAGCCGCCGCCCUCCGUCCCGCGGGCCGCCCCGCAGCCGGGUCCCCGCGCCCAGCUCGCGCGCCCGCCGCUCCCGCCGCCGCCCCAGCAACUGGAAACCAUCUGUGUCACGGUAACCUCUGGAGAAACGAAAGGUCAGGAAAGGCCGAAGCCCCAGCCGGCCACCGGCCAUCCCAGGACAGCCCGGCUGAGCCAGCCGCCCGGAAGGCACUGCCACGUGUUGGGGCUCAGCGUCGCCAGCCCUCGGCUGCUCAGGGCACAGCCCCUCCUGAGCGCCCGGCCGCAGCCUCCUGUCCAGGUGCUGCUGCAGAGGCCACUGCCCGCCCUCCAGCCCGUCCCUGUGGUGAGACUUGUGGCCCCCCAGGCGCCAGAUGGACCCGGCGCCCCGUCGGCCCCUCGGGCAGCCGCCGACCCGCCAGCAGUAACAUCUGUUUCAUCCAGUUCAGCAAAUUUAUUUAUUUCCAACUUGCAUACAAAACGCACUGAGAAACUAAAAAAGUCUUUAAAAGUGAAAACACGUUCUGGGCGGAUAUCUCGACCUCCCAAGUAUAAAGCCAAAGAUUAUAAAUUCAUAAGGAUGGAGGAUUUGGCCGACAGCCACCCAUCCGACUCGGACGAUUAUUCCGAACUGAGCGUGGAAGAGGAGGAGGAGCCGAGGGACAAGCAGGCGCUCUUUGACUUGCCGAGCGGCUCCCUGAGGCCCAGGGCCUUCAGGUGUCAGACGUGUGGAAAGUCAUACAUAGGGAAGGGGGGACUGGCCCGGCACUUUAAACUCCAGCCGGGCCACGGCCAGCCCCAGCCGGAGCCGUUGCUGUCUGAGAAAGCCAAGGGGAGCACGGCCCGGGGCUAUGUGGAGGGCAGGCCCCGAGGCUCCACGUCCCUGGGGCCGUCCACACCAGCUCCUCUGAGAGCCGAAGGGGCCCCGGCUCGGGGUGGCCUGCAGAACGGUCGGUCUAUAGAAGCGGAAGAGGCGUCGGUGUCGGAACCAGCAGAUGGACAGUACUCAGCCCUUUGGGAAUCAGACAGACCCCCAGGACCGGAAAGGGGCUACCCCCCGGCCCCCGCGGGCCAGAGCCGAGCUGCCAGGAGCAGAGCCGGGCUCCAGGAGGUUCUCCAGCAGUGUGCGCGCGAGGACCUCGUGGAGUUGGCGCUGCCCCGGCUGGCCCAGGCCGUGACCGUGUUUGAAUUCCUCCUGAAGAAGGUUGAGAAGGGCCACCCAGCACAGCCCUUGUUCCCAGCCGUGUACAAGGAGUUUGAAGAGCUGCAUCAGGUGGUUAAGCAAAUGUGUCAGGAUUACCUCCGGGACCCCAGCCCACGCUCUCAGGAGCCCCUGGAAAUAAAGGACCCCGAGGUGGCUGAGUCCCUGGGAAUCACGGAGGAAUUCCUGCGCAAGGAAGACACGCACACAGAUGGCAUCCGACACACGUGCAGCGGCCGAGAGACGGCCAGCCCGCCGAAGAGGGAGAACGCGACCGCAGAGGAGGCGCUGGCGUCAGCGAAAAGGACCAGAAGGGCAGCUCUGCCCCAGGAGCCCCCCGAGGCUUCGGAGUGUCCGGGCGGCCAGCAAGGGGUUCGUCCCUCGAGUAAAUGGACCGCCUGUCCCCGCCCUGAGGAAGGCCCCACCACACCGAGGUCUGUGGGCGACACCAGCACGGGCCGGGCCAGCUGCCGAAAGCACUUGCCGAGGUAGCAGCAGGAGCCGGUGUGCGAGCCCCCGUGCGUGGGGAUGUCGGUGGCCGGGCCUUCGCGCUCAGCCCGGCCAGCCGGGGCCGCUGACCAGGAGCCGCCGCAGCGAGCCCCACGGAGGGUGCGCAGGGACACUCCAGACCUGGACGCCGGGGACCCCGCCGCGGCUCCAUGUCCCCGGCAGGAGUCGCAUGGCUGCUGCCUGGAGGGGCUGGGCACUCAGAGGCAGGGACGCCCGCCAGGUGCCCGGCUCCCACGUGAGCAGCCGGCAGUCCAGUGCCGGUGAGGCCCUGCCCCCGGCGGCCGCGGUCCCUCCGCCGGAGGAAGUCGAGUCCCUGCAGGCCGUGCUUGCAGCCCCGUGUCCCAGCCGGGGCCUCCGCUGUCUGCUCGGGUGGGUCUCGGGGGCCACGCGUGGGGCUUGGACCAGUCGCCCUUCGGGACCCGGCCACACACUGACCAGAGGGCACUGGAGAGCGUGGCCGCGGCGGGUGAGGCCGUGGCUUGGAGAUCACCGGCGGGUGCAGGAGCUGUUGUCUCGGGCAGGAGCAGGAUUUCUCCCACUUCCCACGGGCUUGUCCUGUCCCCUCCGGGCGCCAUAGUGUCUGGGAGGCGGGCACUGUCCACCGGCCUGAGCGGAGCGGCCUGCCCUGCAGCCGGGCCCGCCGGGAGGGCAUCCUCCGGAGUCCGAGGCGCAGAGCCUCCCCGCGAGAGGGAGUCGGAACGCAGCCCGACUUCUUUUACGCAGAGGGUCUGUUUCCAGGCCUGUGUAUUUUUCUAAUGUGAAUGCCGACAGAGGAGCCUUCUAUUUAUAAAGAAUGUUGUC